Messenger RNA from Coregonus clupeaformis (lake whitefish), 1362 nucleotides. RefSeq names its product ADP-ribose/CDP-alcohol diphosphatase, manganese-dependent (gene adprm). Lineage: Eukaryota; Metazoa; Chordata; Actinopteri; Salmoniformes; Salmonidae. Gene Ontology annotation, molecular function: 2',3'-cyclic-nucleotide 2'-phosphodiesterase activity; ADP-ribose diphosphatase activity; manganese ion binding. The transcript is spliced from 3 exons. Bases 239 to 1228 code for a protein of 329 amino acids. The record is from RefSeq and is a predicted model, not a curated record.
CAUGUAACAACUCUCCCGGCGUUUUAGAAACACUGUAACCUAACUGUAUCAAUUGACAUUGAAACAAUGUACAGUAUCUAGUACAAGAGGACAAACAGCCACAGAAUAUCCUGGCAACCUUCACUCCAUUCUACACAAGUAGGUAGAAUAAGCAAGCGUUCUGGCAGCGGUCAAAAAUGUUAGAAGGUUAGCUAGCUUUCUCAAGUGGACUAAAAGUAGAAGUUUGAUAAAUAAAAUCAUGACAACAGGAAUGGAGAACUGCGCCCAACCACUGUUUACAUUUGGAAUAAUCGCUGACAUUCAAUACGCCGACAUUGACGAUGGUUUCAAUUUCAAACACUCAAGGAAACGAUACUACAGGAACAGUCUUCGCCUAUUGCACAAUGCACAGGAGAGGUGGACCGCGGAAACUGUCAAGCCCCGGUUCAUCCUUCAGCUUGGUGACAUUAUCGAUGGCUUCAACAAGAGGCAUGACGCAUCAGAGCGGGCCCUGGAAACGGUGAUGAAAGAGUUUGACUCCUCUCCGGUUGAAGUCCACCACGUUUGGGGAAACCAUGAGUUUUAUAACUUUAGCAGAGACACCCUACUGCGGUCGGUUCUCAAUAGUACUACAGAUUCUGAAGCAGGAGGGGGGCAUCUCAGCAUCUGUGGUAUCUAUGCAUAUCAUUUCAGUCCAGCCCCCAAAUACCGAUUUGUCGUUUUGGAUGCCUAUGAUGUGAGCCUACUAGGGAGAGAGGAGUCCAGUGUGCAAUACCAGCAGGCUAUUGAUAUUUUAAAAGCCCACAAUGACAAUGAAGAUCUGAACCACCCCCCAGUACCUGUGGGGCUGGAGCAGAGGUUUGUGAAGUUUAAUGGAGGAUUCAGUCAAGAUCAGCUGGACUGGCUGGAAGGAGUUUUGUCGUUGGCAGACAACAAACUGGAGAGGGUCAUCAUUGUCAGCCAUCUCCCUAUCCACCCCAGCUCUACAGAUCAUAUCUGCCUAGCCUGGAACUACGAUGCGCUGCUCUCCAUCCUCCAGGCCCAUAAGAGUGUAGUCUGCUUCAUGGCAGGACACGACCAUGAUGGAGGGUAUCACAGAGAUGACUUCGGAGUGCACUACCUCACACUGGAGGGGGUGAUAGAGACCCCCCCGGACAGUGACGCCUUUGGUACAGUCUCUGUGUAUGAGGACGGGAUGUUUUUAAAGGGAUAUGGAAGGAUGUCUGAUAGACUACUGAUGUAUCCAUGAUAAUGCCAAAGAUUCUACGGCUAAACGUAAUCUGGGGAGGGACAAUUCCUUGGGUCCUCAUAUACACUGAGUAUACAAAAUAUUAAGGACACCUGCUCUUUCCAUGACAUAGAUUGACCAGGUGAAAGCUAAGA